Dictyostelium purpureum is the source of this 906-nucleotide messenger RNA. RefSeq lists its product as uncharacterized. Gene Ontology annotation, molecular function: protein binding. Lineage: Eukaryota; Evosea; Eumycetozoa; Dictyosteliales; Dictyosteliaceae. The record is from RefSeq and is a predicted model, not a curated record. Bases 1 to 906 code for a protein of 301 amino acids. The transcript has a single exon.
AUGAAUAUAUUAUUAAAAGCUGGAUUGAAAUCAGUUUUAAACGUAGAUGUUGUAGAGGAUGAUGGAGCUGGUAAUCAAAAUGAAGUUAAUAUAAGUUAUGUAGAUUAUUCACAAUUAAUUCAUGGUAUUAGAAGUCAAGUAAAUAAUGAAAGCAACACAUUAAAUGGUAAUGGUUCUUCAGUUGUCUUAAAUAUUUUUAUUAGAAAUUUUGUAGGUAAAUUUUAUCAAAUUAGCACUGAAUCAAAUAUUAGUAUAUUAUCAUUGAAGAAAUAUUUGAAUGAAAAAUAUGAACAAAACAUAGAACCUGAUAAAAUGGUAUUGUUAUAUGGCUCAAAGGUAUUGGCUAAUAAUAUGGCAUUAAGUGACUAUUGUAUUAGAAAUGAUAGUACUGUAACUCUUUUUAUUUCAAAUAAUAAGGUAAAGAUUUCAAAUGUCUUUGAACCUAGCUAUGACCAUGACUUUACUUUUAUUAGGGAUGUACCCAAUCAAUUUUAUCGUGGUGGCCGAGUUUAUAAUAGACCAUGUGGCUCAAAAAGAUUCGCUUUGUCAGUAUUAAAUCGAUUUACUAAUUAUAACAACUGGUUAGGAACCGAUCAGAAUAGUUGGCCUGUAUCAUAUCAUGCAAGUUUAUCUUAUAUAGAUAUAAAAAACUCAAUCCUUUCAAAACAUCCACAGAUUCAAUUGAAUUCACACAACGAAGUUUUAACAACUCCAUCGUUUGAAUUGGCAAAAACCAAUGCUCAUAUUUUUACAUUUGAAGGUAUUAAAUAUUACAUUGUAUUUCAAAACCGUAUAAACCCACAAUCAAUCACAACAAUUAAAUUAAAUGAUGGUAAUGAAUAUUGGAAAUCAUUAGCAACAUCUGAUCAUUUAAGACCUUAUUCAAUUUGUAUUCAAAAGGUUUAA